Arabidopsis arenosa is the source of this 918-nucleotide messenger RNA. NCBI's taxonomy places the organism in Eukaryota, Viridiplantae, Streptophyta, Magnoliopsida, Brassicales, Brassicaceae. The record is from the annotation of a GenBank genome assembly.
AGACUCUGACACCUCACUGAGCUUCAAUGGCGAAAACCCUAGCUCGCUCCACCGCUUCACGCAUCACCAAACGCUUCUUCUCCACCUCCGGAGCCACCACUCCUUCCCCUUCUUACCUCCUCUCCCGUAGAUCAACCCCAGCAAUCUCCCAUGCCGUCGGAUUCGUCUCUUCCUUGAAUCGUCUCACAACGAUUCGAACUCGAAUGGACAGGUCCGGUGGAUCAUACUCUCCACUCAAAUCCGGUUCGAAUUUCAGCGACCGACCACCUACAGAGAUGGCGCCGUUGUUUCCUGGCUGUGAUUAUGAGCAUUGGCUUAUUGUAAUGGACAAACCUGGAGGCGAAAACGCUACAAAGCAACAAAUGAUUGAUUGUUAUGUUCAAACCCUAGCUAAAAUCCUCGGCAGUGAGGAAGAAGCUAAGAAGAAGAUUUAUAAUGUAUCGUGCGAAAGGUAUUUUGGAUUUGGUUGUGAGAUUGAUGAAGAGUCAUCAAAUAAAUUUGAAGGGCUUCCUGGUGUUCUUUUCGUUUUACCAGACUCUUAUGUUGAUCAAGAAAACAAAGAUUACGGAGCUGAGCUGUUUGUGAAUGGAGAAAUAGUCCAACGACCUCCAGAGAGACAGAGAAAGAUCAUAGAGUUAACGACCCAGAGAAGCAAUGAUAAACCAAAGUACCACGACAGGACCAGAUAUGUCCGAAGGAGAGAGAACAUGCGUUGAAUCAAAAUGUGAUAUCAGACCAAAGAGAAGUUGUUGUCCAAUGUUCGUGUCUGCCUGCAACAGAAGCUUGUUUCUAUGUUGGCUUUGUCGUUUGGUUUUAUUAGAACUUGGAAUUGGAUGAAACUAUUAUUAUUGCAUAUACAUAAUUUCGCCUUUGAACGAUGUUUGUUUCGAAUUAUGAUAAUAAAAAUCUAGCCCUCUU